Messenger RNA from Staurois parvus, 288 nucleotides. Lineage: Eukaryota; Metazoa; Chordata; Amphibia; Anura; Ranidae. The record is from the annotation of a GenBank genome assembly.
AGAAAGAACAGUAAAAAUGCAGGCAGGGCGCCGGACAAAGCACUCGGGACAAAAUUGAAUUUAGUGAAUGUCACUUUUUGGCAUUUUCAAAUUUCCUGCCAGUUCCGUCCCCCGUACGUCCCAACGCUCGCAGGAGACGGAACCCAGAUGACAGCAUCCACCGGAGGACAUUACAGGGGACACUGCAGGAGGGACAUCGUGGGAGCGCAGGACAAGGUAAGAGAAGAAGGGAUCCCUAUGCAACGCUGCAGUGUAUUCCCGAGUGUAGCUCGGGGUUACCGCUUGUGG